UGAAGGGAACGUCAAAGGAUGAGAUUCAACGACACUUGCAUAAUGGGGAACAGACGCACCAAUGUUUCCAAAAUUCUGGUUCUUGAGCAAGUGAAAGAAAAGGUAAACGGAAACAUAAAAAAGGUAGAAGGGAAAGAGAAGCGGACCGCAUAGAGGAAGCGUGACAGAGUCGGAGCCUAUCUCCCAGCAACUUUCCAUUGGAAGCGUGACAAAGCAGAGGAACGGGGAGGGAGCAAGAAGGAGAAGCCGGAUGGGGGAUGCUGCUGAUGCAAAGGUGUUCACUUUGGAAGAGGUCUCAAAGCACAACAACUCCAAGGAUUGCUGGCUUGUAAUUAACGGCAAGGUAUAUGAUGUAACCCAAUUCUUAGAUGACCAUCCAGGUGGAGACGAUGUUCUCUUGUCUGCCACAGGUAAGGAUGCAACAGAUGAUUUUGAGGAUGUUGGUCAUAGCAGUACUGCAAGGGCAAUGAUGGAUGGAUACUUGAUUGGUGAGAUUGAUACAUCAACGAUCCCGGCAAAGCCCAUAUAUACACCACAACCAAUGCAGUCUUCUAUCAACCAAGAGAAAAAGUCUGAAUUCAUUAUCAAGCUUCUACAGUUCUUUAUUCCAUUGGCAAUUCUGGGUCUAGCUGUUGCCAUACGUUUCUAUACAAAAUCAAGCUAAACAUGCAAAUCAGCCUCAUUUACAGCUGAGUCAUGAAGGGGACUACCAUAGACGACUGACUAGCUUACUCCUGGAUGAGGCUAUUUGCAUCUUGAUCGUUGGUGGGAUUUGCUCUAGGAUUCUGGUCCAUCCUUGCCCUUCCUUAUGGUGCCAGCUCUUUUAGAAUGUGUAAUCUCGCAUGUCUGGACGGACUCCCUGAAUCCUAUUUAGUAUUUGCUCACUACAUUUAACUUUCA
Messenger RNA from Nymphaea colorata (pocket water lily), 900 nucleotides. RefSeq names its product cytochrome b5-like. The record is from RefSeq and is a predicted model, not a curated record. Gene Ontology annotation, molecular function: heme binding. Gene Ontology annotation, cellular component: intracellular membrane-bounded organelle; membrane. NCBI's taxonomy places the organism in Eukaryota, Viridiplantae, Streptophyta, Magnoliopsida, Nymphaeales, Nymphaeaceae. The transcript has 4 exons. The coding region runs from base 251 to 664 and encodes 137 amino acids.